Messenger RNA from Penaeus vannamei (Pacific white shrimp), 1059 nucleotides. Lineage: Eukaryota; Metazoa; Arthropoda; Malacostraca; Decapoda; Penaeidae. The record is from RefSeq and is a predicted model, not a curated record.
AUGAUCACAUUAACGCAGGACAUUCAUAAGACAAGAUCCCACCCACGCCCGCGACAGGACCCAACCGCGCACCAGCACCCCGCCCUGCCCGGCGGGCGCAGCCUCUUCGUGGACGCCAUCAUCCCGUCGCCCGAGAAGAGCUGCGGCUCCAGCGUGUACUCGCCGGUGUUCUCGCCGCGGGACUCGGGCUACCCGCGCUUCGUCACGCCCGAGCUGGCCCUGCCCGAGCUGUCCGUGCCCGAGCGCGCCCCGCCGCCCGUGACGGGCCUGCCCGCGCCCCCGCACUGCCACUACUCGCACAGCCACAGCCUCGCCAACAACCCGCGCAGCCUGGAGCUCGACGAGCGGAAGCGCACCAAGGAGUCCCGCAAGAGCCCCGCCCACCACAAGGACGCGGCGCUGCACAAGCUGGGGAGGACUGCGACGACCACGCGACCCCCGCUGUCGAGCAAGCUGAGGCAGAAUGGCAUCAUCACAGCGCAGAAGCUCCCGGUCCUCACCAACAAGAGCAACUCGUCCUCGCGGGUCAACCUCCCCCACGAGACCUCCUCCAGAACCGGCCACAACGCCUCCUCCGACGGCGACACCGGCGGAGGGGGCGGAGGAGGCACGGGCGGCGUCGGGGGCACCACGGGAGGAGGAGGAGGAGGAGGAGGAGGCACGGGCGGAGGAGGAGGAGGCGGGGCGGGGUCCCUGCCGGUGCUGAACAACAACAAGGGGGAGAACAGCAACGAGUCCCCCCACCCCCGCCGCCUCCCCUCCAGCACCCGCGCCUCCUGCCACCCCGCCGCCGACGCCAACGGACACACGCUGCCCUUCACGCCGCAGGCCUCUACACACCAAACUCUCUUCCUUAUCCACACUCACCACUCCACACCAAAUUCGUUCUUCCAUCCACAGCAUACUCCACACCACUCUUUCCCUCAUCCACUACCUACACUCCACUCCAAACUCAUUUCCUCAUCCACACAACCCUUCCACACCAAAGUGAUCCCCCAUCCACACUCACACACUUUCCCUCAUCCACACAACCCACCCUCAUUCCCUCAUCCACACUGA